AUGCAUCCAAUUCUGGAAUUCUUCUCCCUCCAGGUUCUGGAUGACAGACUGCUUCCAGAUUCAAAGAGGAAACAACAAGUCAUUUCCAAAUCUCAUAUCUCAAGAUGGAAUACUUGGGAGUUUAGGAUCUACUUGCUGGUGUUCCUGUUCAUUGUCCCGUUGAUGUACAAAACUUGUAUGGAUGCAAGCAAUGAAACAAACCCAAACUAUAAUCGUUUCCAGCAUUUGCUGAGUCAAGGUUGGAUGUUCGGUAGAAAGGUUGACAAUUCUGAUAGCCAGUACCGGUUCUUCAGAGAUAACUUACCCAUGUUGGUGGGCCUGAUAGUUUUACAUUCAGGACUCAGGAAGUUGGUGGGUUUAGGUUUUACGAUUCAAAGGACAACAUUUGACUUUGUGUUUGGAAUCGUGUUUCUUUUUGGCGCACAUGGUUAUAAUUGUUUGAGAAUUCAUUUUCAUGUGUUCGUCACUUAUUUAUUGGCAAGACUUAUCCCCAAUCCCAAGUAUGCUACUUUGGCCUGUUGGAUAUGGGCAGUAUCUACUUUAUUUAUCAAUGACAAUUAUAGGACAGUGCAAUUUGGCUCUUUGUUGCCCAGCUUAUCAUUCAUGGAUCAAUUUCAUGGAAUUAUUGCUCGUUGGGAUGUUUUCUAUAACUUCACCUUGUUAAGAAUGUUAAGUUUUAACUUGGAUUAUCUCAAUGCCAAGGCCGAGGCAGCUGCUUUCAAGCCGAAGAAAGAUGAUAAUGAUAGCGGAACAGAAACUCACAACAUUUUGGAGAAACAGAACCCCUCCACUACUCCUAUAUUAUCAGAUAAGGAAAGAAUGAACAAUUCCUUGCCAUUGAACGAGUACAACGUGUUCAACUACAUCUCAUACAUAACCUACACUCCUUUGUACAUUGCAGGGCCUGUUAUCACAUUCAAUGAUUAUUUUUAUCAGUCUUUCAACCCGUUACCCACUAUAAACUUUAAGAAGACUGCAAUUUAUGGAUUGCGACUACUAUUUUGCAUUUUGGUGAUGGAAUUUUUACUGCAUUUUAUGUACGUUGUGGCUGUUUCUAAAACGAAGGCAUGGCAAGGAAACACGCCAUUUCAAAUUUCAAUGAUCGGACUUUUCAAUUUGAACAUAGUAUGGCUGAAACUUUUGAUUCCUUGGAGGAUGUUCCGAUUUUGGUCACUUGUCGAUGGAAUCGACCCACCGGAAAACAUGAUCAGGUGUAUGGACAAUAAUUACUCCGCUAUGGCCUUUUGGAGAGCUUGGCAUAGAUCCUUCAAUAGAUGGACCAUCAAGUACAUCUAUGUUCCUUUAGGGGGGUCUCGUUACAGGAUAUUGACAUCGUUGGCAGUUUUCAGUUUUGUUGCAAUCUGGCAUGAUAUUGAACUGAAAUUGCUCAUGUGGGGAUGGAUAAUUGUAUUGUUUUUAUUACCAGAAAUUACGUUGACAAAUAUGUUUAAACCUUACAGUGAAUGUUGGUGGUUCCGUCAUGUCUGUGCGGUGGGAGCUAUUAUCAACAUUUGGAUGAUGAUGUUUGCCAAUUUAUACGGAUUUGUCUUGGGGGGUGAUGGAAUGAAACUAUUGAUCACUGAGAUCUUCACUUCUUCGGAUGGCCUUAAAUUCCUAGUUUCUAGCUGUGUCUGCCUGUUCGUGGCAGCUCAAGUGAUGUUUGAAUUGAGAGAAGCCGAAAAAAGAAGAGGAAUUGAUGUCAGAUGCUAG
Messenger RNA from Komagataella phaffii GS115, 1710 nucleotides. RefSeq lists its product as uncharacterized. The record is from RefSeq and is a predicted model, not a curated record. Bases 1 to 1710 code for a protein of 569 amino acids. NCBI's taxonomy places the organism in Eukaryota, Fungi, Ascomycota, Pichiomycetes, Pichiales, Pichiaceae. Gene Ontology annotation, cellular component: endoplasmic reticulum. The transcript has a single exon. Gene Ontology annotation, biological process: GPI anchor biosynthetic process.